UGAUCCAAAACGAAAGUAAAAUUUAGUUGCGAAAACAAUCAGAUUACGGUCAUGUGAUCUAUUGUGUUUGUGUCAUUAUAAUGUGAAAAAGAUUUCUUUUAUCAUUUUUAAAUGAUAACUCUUUACAGGUGUUAAAACAUUAUCACUGUGGCAGUUUGUCUUCUUGGUCUUUCAAAAAAUUGAGAAAAAAAUGAGAGAUUUUUAUCUUCAGAAGUUCAGUAUUUCUUCCGGGUGAUUUCAACACGAAAGAUUUAGAUAAAAAUGUCGGAAGCAGAUUCUCCUGAAGAGGACAUCUCUCUUGAGGAAUCCCUACUAUUGUGUUCAAGACGAGGACAGGUGGACAUCAUAAGAGAUAUUCUACAGAGUAGAAAGGAAGGGAAAGUUGAUGUUGAUAUUAACUGUAAAGGUACUCAGAAGUCAAACAGGGGCUGGACCUCAUUACAUUUGGCUUCAUACUUUGGUCAUUCUGAGGUGGUGAAGAUAUUAUUAGAGUAUGGUGUAUCAGUAAAUGCAGUGAACAAUGUAGGAGAUACCGCAUUACAUAAAGCAGCACAUACAGGAAGAUUGGAUGUGGUCACGUUGUUGUUACAACAUGAGGCUGAUGUGUCUGUGAUCAAUGCCGAGGGUAAUACAGCAAAAUCACUGGCCAAAACUCAGGAAAUACAUAGACUCAUUGAAGCGGCAGAACAACAUGAUGCGACAAGACUGGAGGAAGAGUUUAUGUCGUCUGUUAGACUGGGAAAAAUGGAUCAGAUUGAACAUCUGGUGUCAGAUGGGAAGUUUUCAAAGAUCAGCUGUCAGGAUAGUUUUGGGAAUACAGCGUUACAUGUAGCGGCACAGGCUGGACAGAAGGAAGUGGCAGUGUAUCUGUUACAGAAGGGAUUAAACACCGAGACCAAAAAUAAACAAGGUUUACUGCCAUCUCAAGUAGCCAAAACAGAACAAAUGAAACAGUUAUUACAUGUACAACCGAAGAAGGAUGCUAUAAAAACACCAGCGAGAUUUGAAGGACUACUGAUCAAAAGGAAAUUUGUUGGUAGUACCCCUGUUUGGGUUGUGCUAGAGAGAGGAGUACUUUCUUACUUCAAAAACAGAGGUGAUGCAUCAACCGGCAGUAAGAGGCGAGGAAUGAAGUACCUGGAUAAUGCUCAUUUAAUGGUCUAUGAGGAAAAUGGUUUUGACUUUAUGAUAAAAUACUCAGACGGAACACAUCAUAGGUUAGGUGUGGAUCCGGGAGCCAGUGAAGUACGAGUGGGCAGGGAUCCAGCUACAGGAGAAAUAGUUACUAGACAGAUGUGGCUAAAUUCUUUGAAGGAGCAUAUAAACUACAAUACUCAUUACAUACACAAAGGUGAAAUGUUAAAGACAGAGUCCAGUGAAAAUCUACCGUUGGUCACAAUGGAGGAAGCUCUGAAAGUAGCACAAGCCCAUCAAGAUGUCAUUGACAGCCAUGUAUCUCAGUUAUGUCACUACCUCUCGGGAUCUCAGGAAAAUACAAAAGCAAUGGUGGCAACAGAUAAUGAUGUUUUGGUUGAUCAGACAGCAGGAAAUGCGGUACAUUUAGAGGAGGAGCUGCAGAAAACUGUGAAAUAUGCCAAAGAUAUGUGUUCAUCAUUAAACAAGUGCCUUACUCUGUACACACAGGAACAGGAGGAGAGGGAGAAGGUAUUACAUGAAGAGAAAGAGAAAAAUCGAGUGUUACAGGAAGCUUUGCAUGCAUUAGCGUUAGAACAUCACGAGCUAGAACGUUCAUAUUCACAUAACGUACGUGCCCGGAGUUUCUCAAUAGAUGACGAUCAGUUCUUUGACUGUGAUGAUAUGGAUGACAAUGUUGAUAUACAUCUUCCAUUGUCACCUAGAUCUAGUCCAAGGUCAGUGAUGUCUGAUAAUCUGUCUUUCAAGUCUUUCCAGUUAGAUAGUGGUGACCGUUCCUCACCGAUGUCCGCCAUCUUCAAUUAUCACGUACGGUUGGGUGGCAGGACGGAACUUCCAGUACCGAUGUUUGACAGAAAUGACUUCAGUUUUUGGAGUAUACUUAAACAAUGUAUAGGAAAGGAAUUGUCAAAAAUUACGAUGCCAGUUGUGUUCAACGAACCUCUCACAUUCCUACAGCGAAUCACAGAGUACCUGGAAUACUCAACCCUACUUAACACAGCCUCUAUGCAAGACGAUCCUGCCGACAGAAUGAUGCAUGUAGCAGCUUUUGCAGUAUCAGCUAUAUCAUCAAACUGGGACAGGAUCGGAAAACCAUUCAACCCAUUACUAGGUGAAACCUUUGAAUUAGAUAGACCUGAUCUCGGUUUCCGUCUGAUCACGGAACAGGUGUGUCAUCAUCCGCCAAUCAGUGCUUUCCACAUAGAAUCUAAAACAUUCAAGUUUCAUGGUUCCAUUCAUCCAAAGUUGAAAUUCUGGGGUAAAUCUGUAGAAAUCAACCCUAAAGGAGUAAUAACGUUAGAAUUACUCAAACAUGGUGAAAUAUAUACGUGGCAGAAUGUUAAUUGCUGUGUACAUAAUGUGAUAGUGGGAAAGAUCUGGAUAGAACAUACGGGUGUAAUGGAAGUAAUUAACCAUAAAACGAAACAUAAAGCUGUGUUAAACUUUAAACAAGGGGGAUGGUUCGGGAAAGAUCUGCAUAAAGUGGAAGGAUUUGUGUAUGAUUCUAACAAACAGAAAGUAAAGUCACUGUAUGGAAGCUGGGUGUAUGAUCUCUUCGGGGUGGAUUAUGAUAAAUAUGAAGAGUUUCUGAGUGGAAAACCAAAUUCUAGUCCAAAACACACGGUAGCGGAAAAUGGUAACAAUGAGUCAGAUGUAGAUGACAACAUUCCCACACAUCAUUUUUCAACAUUCAAUCUCAACAUACCAGAUCAGGUUACAUUAUGGCGUGCAACUCCACGGCCGGAGAAAUCAGAAAAAUACUUCAGUUUUACAGCAUAUGCCAUUGCAUUGAAUGAGUUAAAGGAUUAUAUGCUAGACAAAUUACCUCCGACAGACUCCAGACUACGCCCAGAUGUGAGAAUUUUGGAGGAGGGCAACAUAGACCUGGCAGGUGAGGAAAAGAACAGAUUAGAGGAGAAACAAAGAGCUGCCAGGAGAGAAAGAAAGAAAAGAAGGGAUGAAUGGACACCACAGUAAGUUUUGUAGCUUAAGGGACUUCAUACAU
Mercenaria mercenaria is the source of this 3160-nucleotide messenger RNA. RefSeq names its product oxysterol-binding protein-related protein 1-like. Gene Ontology annotation, molecular function: sterol binding; protein binding. Bases 262 to 3132 code for a protein of 956 amino acids. The transcript has 28 exons. Lineage: Eukaryota; Metazoa; Mollusca; Bivalvia; Venerida; Veneridae. Gene Ontology annotation, cellular component: membrane; intracellular membrane-bounded organelle; cytosol. The record is from RefSeq and is a predicted model, not a curated record.